Pyrus x bretschneideri (Chinese white pear) is the source of this 2344-nucleotide messenger RNA. Its product is annotated as protein POLLEN DEFECTIVE IN GUIDANCE 1-like. The record is from RefSeq and is a predicted model, not a curated record. The coding region runs from base 175 to 2016 and encodes 613 amino acids. Lineage: Eukaryota; Viridiplantae; Streptophyta; Magnoliopsida; Rosales; Rosaceae. The transcript is spliced from 11 exons. Gene Ontology annotation, cellular component: endoplasmic reticulum membrane. Gene Ontology annotation, biological process: maintenance of protein localization in endoplasmic reticulum.
AUGGUCGAAUAUGGUAAAUGGUGUCACAAGACGCAAUCACAUUGUACGAACAGCCAAGAACCAGCGGGGCAGGCAGGUUGCAGAAUUUACGUGGCGGAGCCCACGGCAGCGCAGCGCCUCCUAAUUCCUCAUUCCUAAAUCCAGACACUGUCUUCUUCUCUCUCUCACUCUCUCAUGGCGUUGAGAUCCAACGGUCGAAAUCUGUCCUUCGAGAUUCUGAGCAGAAACAGUUCCCUCGACGACCAACAUGAUCACGCAAUCUUCCACCGAUCCAACUCAGAUCCCGUUCAAUCCGAUCAAUCCACCAACUCCAAGUUCGCCCGGAGAAAACGCAAGAAGAAGAAGAAGACACCGGCCACCGCCCACGCCUCCAUACCCGAAAGCCCCACCACCAUGUACGGCGUUGUUUCCAACUCCUUCGAUGUCAUUUCCGAAACCACAAACAGAGAAACCGGCGAUGUUCACGGCAACGGAUUGGAAUUCAAUUACAGCGUCCAGACCGUGCUGUUGCCCGUCACAACGGAGGUCGUCGAUCCCGAGUUCCAGGGUUUGCACGGGACCGCCGAGUUGAGGCAGAGGACUGUCAUUGGGAGCGGUGGGGGAGUUGUGGAAGAGACGGAAACGGCAUCGUCUCGCAUUGAAAGCCAGGCCAAGGAGGAGAGGGCGGCGGAGGGGGGUUCGGCGAGUAAGCAGAGGAGCGAGCUCAGUGGGAACGUGAUCCCGAAAUUGCAGACCGCUGAGUCAUUGGAUUGGAAGCGGCUCAUGGCCGAAGAUCCAAAUCAUUUGUUUUCAGUGGACAAGUCGCCAGUGCAGUACUUCAUGGAAGAGAUGUCGAAUGGCAAUGCGUUGCGGAGCACAACCACCCUUGGCAAUGAGAAGGAACGAGAGAGAGUUUACGACACGAUAUUUCGCUUGCCAUGGCGAUGUGAAUUGCUUAUAGAUGUUGGCUUUUUUGUGUGUUUUGAUUCGUUUCUGUCACUGUUGACUAUCAUGCCGACAAGAAUUUUGAUGACUGUUUGGAGGACUAUACAGUCAAGGCAGUUUAAGAGGCCAUCUGCAGCAGAGCUGUCUGAUUUUGGGUGUUUUACUAUAAUGGCUUGUGGAGUCACUCUCUUGGAGCAAACAGAUAUCAGCUUAAUAUACCACAUGAUCCGUGGUCAAGGAACAAUCAAAUUAUAUGUGGUGUACAACGUGUUGGAGAUAUUUGAUAAACUAUGCCAAAGUUUUAACCCAGAUGUAUUGCAAACUCUAUUUAACUCAGCAGAUGGACUUGCAAGCUGUCCACCAGAAAACAUGAGAUUCUGGGUUUGGAGAUUCAUUUGCGACCAAGCUUUAGCUGUGGCUGCCACAAUUAUUCAUGCAUUUAUCUUAUUAGCUCAGGCAAUUACUUUGUCAACCUGCAUAGUUGCUCACAAUAAUGCCUUGUGGGCUUUGCUGGUGUCCAAUAAUUUUUCUGAGAUAAAAAGCAAUGUGUUUAAGCGAUAUAGCAAGGACAACAUUCAUAGUCUGGUAUACUUCGAUUCAGUAGAGAGAUUCCACAUUUCAGCAUUCGUCUUAUUUGUUUUAGCUCAAAACAUUCUUGAGGCUGAAGGUCCCUGGUUUGAAAGUUUCCUUUCUAAUGCUCUCAUAGUAUACGUCUGUGAGAUGAUUAUCGAUAUCGUAAAGCACUCAUUCAUUGCUAAGUUCAAUGACAUUAAGCCUAUUGCUUACUCGGAGUUUCUUGAAGACCUAUGCAAGCAGACUUUAAACAUACAAUCAGAGGGUUCAAAGAAAAAUCUUACGUUCAUUCCUCUGGCACCAGCUUGUGUGGUCAUCCGAGUGCUUACUCCCGUAUAUGCUGCUCACCUUCCCUACAGUCCCCUUCCGUGGAAACUAUUUUGGACUCUCGUCCUUUUCGCGAUGACGUAUGUCAUGCUGACAAGCCUGAAGGUGUUGAUAGGCAUGGGCCUCCAGAAACAUGCCAGUUGGUACGUCAAUAGGUGCAAAAGGAGGAAACACCAUCUUCAUUAUGAUUGAUCGUAAAGAAGGGAAGUCUUUUGCUUUUCACAUAUCAGUAUUAUUCUGUCAAUUCCGCUCAAGGAACCCCAACGAACAAGUUGAAGAUCGGGGUUCCUGUCGAAUUCUGCGCAUUAGACCAUCCGAGGGCUGCAAACGAAGAUGGGGUUCGGCUAGAACAUCACGUAGCCUAUGUAGUCUAAUUAUGCAUGGUUAUUACCAUCCAAUUUUGUUACAAAACAAAGGUUUAAUGUAAGAUAUCGUGAAACCAACAAUAAUCUCCGCUAUUUCGGAGCACUUCAAUUCUUCUGGCAAGCAUACUUUUAUGGAGCGCAUCGAAUUUUUGACC